AUUAUAUGUGAAGCAGAACAAAAGCAAAAUCUAAAGAGACAGAGAGAGAGAGGAAGAAGAAGAACAAGAGUCAGUGAGCUGCAAUGGCGGAUUCUCACUCUGUCAACAAUCAGCUCUCGAGACACACUUCUAUAUUUGGUUUACGUUUAUGGGUUGUUCUCGGCGUUUGCGUUGGAGCCGCGAUCGUUCUUUUACUUGUUCUCAUCUCUCUCUGGUUCAUUUACAGACGAAGCAACAAGAACAAAGCUCUUGAGUCUUCUUCUAAAUCUAACCAUACGAUUGUUCCCGUUGUUUCUAAGGAGAUUCAGGUCGACCCAUCUCGACCUCCAAUUCAACCCGACCCGACACCGGAGACACACCAAAACCAAGCUGUGGCUAAACAAAGAGAAGACGAUAGCAAAAUUCACAUCGAAAUUGGAAAAGAUCAUCGGAUUUCGUACCCGGAGAGAGGAGGUUGGACUGGUUCCGGGUCGGGUGAUCAGGGUUUACUUAUGUCGUCAGGUCCUGAGGUUUCUCAUUUAGGCUGGGGACAUUGGUAUACGUUGAGAGAGCUUGAGGUUUCUACUAAUGGAUUCGCUGACGAGAAUGUGAUCGGACAAGGAGGUUAUGGGAUUGUGUAUAGAGGUGUUCUUGAGGAUAAAUCAAUGGUGGCUAUAAAGAAUCUGCUCAACAACAGAGGACAAGCUGAGAAAGAAUUUAAAGUCGAAGUCGAAGCGAUUGGUCGAGUGAGACAUAAGAAUCUGGUGAGGUUGCUUGGUUAUUGCGUUGAAGGAGCUCAUAGGAUGUUAGUUUACGAAUAUGUCGAUAAUGGGAAUUUAGAACAAUGGAUUCACGGUGGUGGGUUGGGAUUUAAGAGUCCUCUGACUUGGGAGAUUAGGAUGAACAUUGUUCUUGGGACAGCUAAAGGUUUAAUGUAUUUACACGAAGGUCUCGAGCCUAAAGUUGUUCAUCGAGAUAUUAAAUCGAGUAAUAUCUUGCUUGACAAGCAAUGGAACUCGAAAGUUUCCGACUUUGGGUUAGCUAAGCUCUUGGGUUCAGAGAUGAGCUAUGUGACUACUCGUGUGAUGGGUACGUUUGGGUAUGUGGCUCCUGAAUAUGCUAGUACUGGGAUGUUGAAUGAGAGGAGCGAUGUUUAUAGCUUCGGUGUUCUGGUUAUGGAGAUUAUUUCAGGGAGGAGUCCUGUGGAUUAUAGCCGGGCUCCGGGGGAAGUGAAUCUUGUGGAAUGGUUGAAGAGAAUGGUGACGAAUCGAGAUGCGGAAGGAGUUUUGGAUCCGAGGAUGGUGGAUAAACCGUCGUUAAGGUCAUUGAAGCGUACCCUUUUGGUAGCGUUAAGAUGUGUUGAUCCUAAUGCUCAAAAGAGGCCUAAAAUGGGUCAUAUCAUUCACAUGCUUGAAGCUGAGGACUUAAUCUCUAAAGAUGAUCGGAGAAACUCCAGUGGAGGAGGAGGAGGAGGUAUAGAACAGGGAAGGUCACCGCGGAGGAAGACAAAUGUGAAUGAAUCAGAGGAUGAGAGUGGUGAUUCUGUUCUGAUCAACAAUGACCAAUUAGCCUUGGAGAAGAAGGAGAGUCAGUAAAAAAAAAAAGAGAAAGCUUUGGCAUUAUAAUUUUGUUUACUAUUUUUGAAAGUUUUUUUUUUUCUUGUGUGUAUGGUAUGUGUGUAGAUUCUUGUAAUUUUGCAAUAAUUAAAAAUGGGGAUUGCGUGAAAAAUAUCUAUAUGGUUUUUUGUUUUCUUUA
Messenger RNA from Arabidopsis lyrata subsp. lyrata, 1734 nucleotides. RefSeq names its product probable serine/threonine-protein kinase At1g01540. The record is from RefSeq and is a predicted model, not a curated record. Gene Ontology annotation, molecular function: protein kinase activity; ATP binding. Lineage: Eukaryota; Viridiplantae; Streptophyta; Magnoliopsida; Brassicales; Brassicaceae. Gene Ontology annotation, biological process: protein phosphorylation. The transcript has a single exon. The coding region runs from base 84 to 1574 and encodes 496 amino acids.